Molecule: messenger RNA, 1848 nt
Organism: Acanthocheilonema viteae
Lineage: Eukaryota; Metazoa; Nematoda; Chromadorea; Rhabditida; Onchocercidae
Source: the annotation of a GenBank genome assembly
AUGCCAGUUAAUAUACAGGUAGGUGAGUCGGUUACAAAUACCGAGAUUUCGAAUGGUGCUGUUGCUUCAAUGGUAGAGGAUGAUUCUGUCGAACAACAUCAACCAGUCAGCGAGAAAGGGACGAUGUCUGGGAAUAUGAUGGAAUUACAUGAUUCCUGCUAUUCAAGUUGUUCGGAAGAAUCGCAUAGCUCGUUAUCACGAAAACCAUCGGAUAGUAUUGUGAAGGAAAUUGCACAACUGAGCGUGACUGAUACAGAAUCAGGUACAGCAGAUACAGUAACUCUCCUUCUCCAGAAUAUCGAAUUCGCAACACGACUCGGAUACUCUCUGGAACAAUUGGAGAGAGUCUUUGGCAAGCUCGGAAUGAAUGUCAGACAGGAGCAGAUACUUGAUGAGUUGAUUAAGCUUAGACCUGAAAUGAUGGAUCGAAAUUCGAAAGUGACUGAAAGUGGGCCACCAAGCACAGUUGCCACAGAACUUCGCAGUAUCGUUAUCGAUGGUUCCAAUAUCGCUAUGACACAUGGCCGCAAGGAAGUAUUUUCUUGCCGUGGUAUACGUGAAUGUGUGCAGUUUUUCCAUAAUCGUGGUCAUACGGAUAUAAUUGUUUUCGUUCCACAAUUUCGACGUGAAACAGCCCGUUCAGAUUGUCCAAUUACCGAUCAAUACAUAUUAUUCGAAUUAGAAAAAGAAAAUAUUUUAGUAUGGACACCAUCGCGUCGCAUUAAUGGACGUCGAAUUGUAUGUCAUGAUGACCGGUAUAUUUUGAAAACAGCGGAAGAAAAGGAUGCGGUAAUAGUAAGUAAUGACGAGUACCGAGAUUUAAUCAGAGAAAAUCCACAAUAUCGUGCAUUAGUCGAUGAAAGGCUUUUAAUGUAUUCAUUCGUUGAUGGAAGGUUUAUGCCACCCGAUGAUCCACUUGGAAGACAUGGACCAAAGUUAGCGCAAUUCUUGACGAAGGGAAAUCGACAAUCUCAAUCUAAAAUUUGUCCAUAUGCAAGGAGAUGCACUUACGGGAAUAAAUGCAAAUAUUACCAUCCGGAAAGACCGAACGGUAUUCAUAUCAGUGUUACGGAUCGAUUGAUGAAAGAAAAACAACGAAGACAGUUUCUUUCUAACUCCAUAUCUCGACCAAUGGUAAUUCCUAAUGAACGUAUCGAUCAUCCAGCAAUUGCUCGAACACAAAGCUUAAAAAUACCAAUUUCAAAGAAAACAAUUGAAUAUGACGAUAAUAAAAGUUUGAUACGGAAUUCAUUGAAUUAUCAUCAGAAGGAAGCAAAAGAAUCCUUACCUUCUCUGUCGCAAUCUCAACUUCCUAUUUCUAGCACCCAACAAAAAACGACAACUUUACUUCUUCAGAAUCCCCCAUUAUCACUACAUCAAAUUCGAGAUCAACACUGCCCCACCUUAUCAAAUCAUUCAUCGAAAGUGAUCAACUCAAAAUCUUUCUUACCUUUAACGCCUAUAAUCACACGUAAUUCAUCUGCAACAAAUAUUACUUCUCACUGUUACCUAUCUUAUCCAUAUAUCGGUUUACCGUAUCCGAAUGGUAACGAAUCAUGUCCCGAUUUAUGUGAUGGCUUAUCGUCAUCGCAGUGUUUCAUUCCAAAUUCGGGUACCUUAAGCGAUGCAUAUGGAAUGCAAACUCUCAGAUCUUCACAUUUAUCACCAUUUGAAUCGACUUAUCCGACGACCAAGGACGAACGGCAUCGGUUGCAAAAUAUAUUAUGUCAGUUGUUUCCGGAACAAAUCGUCUUAACCGUAAUGGAAGCAUUUCCAGAUGAAAGCAACCCACAAGAGCUUUGUCCACGAAUCAUAGCAGAACUUCAGAAAUAUCGUGGUAAUACAUAA